Haliotis rufescens (red abalone) is the source of this 3999-nucleotide messenger RNA. RefSeq lists its product as uncharacterized. The record is from RefSeq and is a predicted model, not a curated record. NCBI's taxonomy places the organism in Eukaryota, Metazoa, Mollusca, Gastropoda, Lepetellida, Haliotidae. The transcript is spliced from 2 exons. The coding region runs from base 1 to 3999 and encodes 1332 amino acids. Gene Ontology annotation, molecular function: zinc ion binding; nucleic acid binding.
AUGGUGAAAAAAAGAAGAAUUUUAAAGGAGUUAGAAGAACUCAGAGCUGAUUAUACAAAGGCAUGUGAAUUACAUGGAGAACUGUAUGAGUAUACAGAAGAGGCAAAAGUUGCAGGUUUAGAUAAAUGGGAGUCGGAUCUAACCAAUGAUAUCUAUGGAAUAGAAGAAUUAGCAGAGGAUUAUCUAGCAUCACUUGACAUCACAGAACAUGAAACAGAGACUGUGUCGAAGGGAAAGGGUAAAUCUGUCAAGGUUCAAAGUGGUCCUUCAACAUCAUUUCAAGCUGCUGAAGAUGAUGACAGUGCAUCUUAUAAAGAUAAUGCAUCUCAGGAUGACAAUACAUCUCUUGCUGGAUCAAGUGAAGGAUUUGAUGGGUGGAUAACUUCACUGAAGGAGUAUCAGGAGACUAAACACUGUCUAAGCAACACCCCGAACAUGAGUUUAGCGGAGGCAUUGAUCAAGAUUGAAGCCAGUAGGGACAUACCUAAUAUCACUCUUCCUAAAUAUUCAGGGGAUCCUUUGGAAUAUGUGAAUUUCAUGGAAAGAUUCAAAAUUCAUAUCCAUGAUAAAGCCCAUUUAACAGAUGCCAUGAGACUGGUACAAUUAAAGAUGCAUCUGACUGGUGAGGCUGAGAGGGCCAUUGCAGGACUUGGAUCUAGUGGUACCAUGUACGCUACUGCCUUAAAAAUGUUAAAGGAACAGUUCGGCCAGGAAAGUUAUAUUGCAAGAGCAUAUGUGAACAAGCUGACUAAGGGGAACAGAAUACAGGGACGAGAGGCGCUGCGAGAUUUCUCCUUAGAUCUGAUUAAUUGCAUAGCAACUUUAACACGGAUGGGUUCCUUUGCAGAUAUAAACGCAAAUGAUAAUUUGCGGCAGAUAGUAAUGCGUAUGCCAGGGUACCUUAUUGAUAGAUGGAAAGUGAAGGCAUCUGAUAUCAGAGAAAGAGGUGAACGGCCGUCAAUUCGCCAUAUCAGUGAUUUUAUCAGAAAACGGGUAAAAGCAGAGUUCGACCCAGACUUUGGGGAUUUGGAAAGAAGAAGUGAUUCCAGAAGGAUAAAGGGGUUAUAUUCUCAUCAGCAGAUGAAGAGGGGGCCCAUAUGUUAUCUUUGUUCUGAAGAACAUAGAAUCUCAGAUUGCCCAACAUUCACAGAUUGUACUGUUCCAGAGAGGACUCAGAAGGUUCGAGACCUACGUCUGUGUUUUGGCUGUCUUGUCAGAGGCCAUAUUACGAGAGACUGUAAGACCAAGAAGGCCUGUGGUAUCAACGGAUGUUCACGUACACACAACAAGAUGUUGCAUUUUGACCCACAGGUGGCCAGUUCUAUCAUUGAUACAAAUAGUAUUCUACCAGUGGUCAGGGUGAUGUUUAAAUCCUUAAAUGGUAGGACCAGGGAAGGUAAUGUCCUCAUAGAUGGAGGUGCAGGAACCACAAUCAUUCGCAAAGAAUUUGCAAAAUCACUUGGUCUCCAGGGUAACAAGGAGAGACUUGAUCUAUCACUUGUAGGAUGUGAGAAACUUGAGAACAUUAACAGUCGCAGAUUGAAAUUUUGGAUUUCUUCACUUGAAAGCAGUGAGGCAUUUGAAGUAGAAGCUUAUGAGAUUGAUAAGACUGUUUUGAAUGUUAAGCCUUUGGAUAGAAACUGGUUGAGAUCAUUCUCACAUCUUAACAACAUCGAAUUGUCGCACAAGGCGGGACCUAUUGAUCUCAUCUUGGGAGUUCAGUAUUCUCACUUGCAUGCUGAAGAAGAGGUUCGUCAAGGUCUUCCAUUUGAUCCGAUCGGAAAGAAGAGCAAGCUCGGAUGGUAUGUGAUGGGUCCAGACAAAACUCAACGUUCAGUGAUAUGCUCAGUGAACUUUGUGGAGAAACUUAAUCUUGACAAAUUCUACCAGUUUGAAACAUUGGGGGUACAAGCUCCAAAUUGUAAAUGUUCUGUUGAAGUACUCUCAAUUGAGGAUCGAGUAGCACUCAAACUGAUGAAAGAAUCGUGUCGCAAGGUUCAGGACAGAUACGAGAUUGGUCUUCCUUGGAAGAAGAACCCUGCCUUACUUCCAAACAACUAUAAUGUAGCCUAUAGAAGACUUGUGUCUCUUGAGAAGAAUCUCCUGAAGAAUGACCAAAAGGCUAAAAUGUAUUGUGAUGCUGUGAAUGAGUAUGAGCAGAAAGAAUGGGCAGAAAAGAUUGAUGAACCCAAUGUGAAAACUAGUGGUUUCCCAGUUUAUUAUCUUCCACACCAUGGAGUUUAUAGACCGGACAAGCCCAGUACCCCAUUGAGAGUUGUGUUUGAUCCGGCAUGUGUGUGUGAUAGUGUAUCCCUCAACUCAUAUCUGUAUAAGGGUCCAGGUCUCAUUGGGAACUUGCUGAGUGUUCUUCUGAGGUUUCGAGAGGACAGAGUUGCUAUAGUUGGAGACAUCUCCAAGAUGUAUCUUCAGAUCAGGUUGAGAGAGAGUGACACUCAUUUACACAGAUUCCUAUGGAGAGACUUAGAGGUGGAUAGAGAGCCGUCAGUGUACAGAUUGCUCAGAGUGGCUUUCGGUGAUAAGUCCUCUCCAGACAUGGCAAGUUAUGUAAUGCUUCGAAUUGCUGAAGAGAAUGAGGACAGAUAUCCUGAGGCAUCAGCAAUUUUGAGAGACGACAGGUAUAUGGACGAUCUGAUUCAUUCGUGUGAAACCCCAGGAAAGGCUACGAAGAAAAUCAAUGAGGUUAAUGCUGUGUUAGCCACUGGACAGUUUCAGAUCAAAAAGUGGUUUUGUUCUUCGCAGUUGGUUCGUGAACAGAGUAGAGAAAAUCAACCACAAGCGUCUUCGUCUGUCAGUCUUGAUGGUGAAGAAAUCAAGACCUUGGGUAUUCGAUGGAAUCCGGAUACUGAUAAUCUGAGUUUUGCAGUCAAGAAUCUGGUUGCAGAGAAAUACACUAAGAGACAAGUUUUAUCCAGAAUGUCAAUGUUGUACGACCCACUUGGACUAGCUUUAGCAAUCACUAUCAAAGCCAGAGUAGCUAUGCAGGAUAUCUGGCGUCAGAAAUCGUUGGAUUGGGAUGAUGAGUUACCCAAAGAAAUGUAUGUUCAGUGGUCGAAUCUGUUUCUGGAACUGCAAAGGUUGAGAGAUGUUCAGUUUCCACGCUGUUUGAAACCUCCUGAUUCCGUGAACACAACAACUCUACACGUCUUUGCAGACGCAAGCAUGAAAGCCUAUGGAGCUGCAGCAUAUCUCACAUGUGCAACAGAAAAUGAGACUUCAACACAGUUGAUUAUGGCAAAGGCUAGAGUUGCGCCAUUGCAUCAGACAACAAUACCGAGAUUGGAGCUUAUGGCGGCAUUGAUUGCUUCAAGGUUGGCCACAACAAUCAAAAGAGAAAUCAGACAGAAGCUGUCAGAUGUGAUAUUGUGGACAGACUCACAAAUUGUGCUUCAUUGGAUCAGAGCAGAAUCAAUAACAUUCAAAGCCUUUGUUGGUGUCCGCAUAGCCGAGAUACAAUCUCAGUGGAAUCAGACACACUGGAGAUAUGUGCCAACAUAUUGGAAUCCUGCAGAUGAUCUUAGCAGAGGAAUUUCUGUGGAGGAAUUGAAUGGUAGCUGGAUGAAUGGGCCAGAAUUCUUGAAGUUACCAGCUAAUGAGUGGCCAACCCAGCCAUGUGAUGCAGCAACUACUGAAUCCAGUGAGGAGAAAAGGAAGUGUCCAGCUAUUGCUGCUUGUGCACCAAUCAACCCUGUCAUAGAAGCAGAUAAGUUUUCAUCAUGGCAACGACUUCUGCGAGUUACAGCAUACUGCCUAAGGUUUGUCAGGAAACUCAAGGACAAGAUACAUAAGGUUUCACAACUAGGGGAUAAUGCUAUAACAGUGAGUUGUGAAGAGAUGAAAGCAGCUGAAUUGUAUUGGAUCAAGUGUGUCCAACGUGGAAUGAAUGAUUGGAAGAGUGACUUCUGUGAUCUAGCUCCCUUUGAGGAAAAGGGUAUUCUUCGAGUAGGAGGAAGUUACGUCAGCCUGGUCAUACCACUCUGA